CGGUUGCGCUCGCGCGAGAAAGGGAUUUUCCAUGCAGUCUGACACCGUACACAAUACAAAUGUUCAGUUCAGUGUCCGAUAAGAUAAAGUCGUUUAUUUUCCAACCAUCCCACGAGGAACCAAACCUCAGUGUUUCAAGAAAACGCAAAAGAAUUGCUGAUGAAACUGAUGGUCAAGAUUCCGAUAUUGAGAUUGUUGAAGUUAAGAGACCUAAGAAGGAAUCCACAGGCUCAUCGUUCUGGACUUACUUGAAGCUACCAGUAAACAAGAUGGCCCAGUGGGUACGGCAACGAGGAUCAGGCAAUUUCUCCUCAGAUUUUGGUGUGCGGGAGUUGCCAGAAAACAGUCGAUGGCGGCAGCGGCCACAUCACCAGGAGCAGCAUCCAGCAGUCAGGCCCACUGUCAAAGUGCCCACCACUAAUGGAGGCUCUGUACAUACUCAGAUUCAUGGCCGACCACCUAUACAUACAGAGGUAGCUGCUUCGACCUGCAGCACAUCUAUGAAUGAGACUCCCCGGGUGAAUGGGGAGCAGAGCGUCCAUCACCAGGAGGUCCAGACUGACCAGCUGUCUCGGUCCAGCCGUCGCCGCCAGGUCACCCCGACUGUCCCCCGCAGUAGAGGCCUCUUCACAGCACAAGAGAGUGUUCGCCUCGAUGAGAAGAAACGAUAUCGUGAAUUGCUGCAGACGUUUGCCCCCUCUGUCCGUCUGGAUGAAGAAAACCGAGAUAAGACCGCAGAUGCUUCAUCCGCCAAGUUGAAGAUACCAUCUACCUUCGAUUUUGGGGGAAACAACAGUAUCCUUGGUCACAGUUUCCUUGGCAACAACAGUGUGUUUGCCUCUGAGCUGAAGGCUAAGACCCCUACUCCUCGUCCCGCCAUCUCCAGCACACUUCUGACAACACGGAGGAAGAAUGCGCUGGAGGUGUUCCAGUCAACGCCGUUGUCGCGGACGGGGAAAGAACAGAGGAACAUGUCUAAGCUUCGAGUUCACCAACAGUCAGUUGUGAUUCCCGAUGAUAAGAAUGAUGAGAUCUCAGAAAGGAUAUCACCCAUUUUGGACCGGACAUCUCAUGAAUUCCAGACAUCACCGUACGCCAGCGAGGGAUGGGUAGAGGACUUAAAAAGUCGCUAUUCAGCAGAAGCGAGAGAGAGGAGGCGGAAGAUCACUGAAGCCGAAAUUAUAGCCAAGGUCCAUGAAGAAAGGAGAAAAGAACGUGAUGAGAAUUUGGAGAAAAUGAUUAAGGAACGAAUGAGGCUUGAAGAUAAGGAACCGCCGGUGUUAGAGGAACUGCCGCCACUAGAACCGGAGAAGGAAGAACGGUUACCAGACAUCACAAGCGAUAUGGAAAACAUCAUCGCCGGUGCCAAGAAAGGCUUCCCCCCUGACCAAGUGCUGGUGGAAGGCUACCGACUGCAGAUUACUAGGAAGGACAUGGCCACGUUAGAUGGACUGAACUGGCUUAAUGAUGAAAUUAUCAACUUCUACAUGAACAUGCUAAUAGAGAGAGGCGGGCAGGAGGAUCGACCCAAGGUGUACGCGUUCAACACAUUCUUUUAUUCCAAAUUAAUGAACGGUGGCCACUCGGCAGUGAGAAGAUGGACACGGAAAAUUGACAUCUUUUCACAUGACUAUCUUCUCGUCCCGGUUCAUCUGGGAGUUCACUGGUGUAUGGCUGUGAUUGAUAUUAAAAAGAAGAAAGUCAGCUACUUCGAUUCAAUGGGAGGCAAAAAUGUACAGUGUUUACAGGGCUUGAAAAAAUAUCUUGCAGACGAGUCAUUGGACAAGAAAAAACAAGCUUUUGAUUUCACUGGAUGGGAAUUCCAAAUAGAAUCUGACAUCCCCCAACAGAUGAAUGGUAGUGACUGUGGAAUGUUUGCCUGCAAGUUUGCUGAAUACAUCACACGAGAAGCCCCCAUCAGUUUUACACAGGAACACAUGCCCUACUUCAGGAAAAGGAUGGUCUACGAAAUAUUAAAGAAGAAAUUGCUACAGUGACAAUGACCCCCCAACUGUAGUAGUCGUUAUCAUAUCUUACCUCAUUCUGUUCCGACAGCUGACAGUUACCGUGGUUACGUGAAUCCUGACAUUAUCCUUGUUUAAACAUGUUAUAUUUAUAGAUGUCCAGUUUUGUUGAACUAAGUCAGAUCAUGUUUCGUGUUGAAGAGUGAAUGACUUCAGGUUCCAAGUGGCAUCAGCUUUCUGGCGGCCAUAUUUGUGUGACCUGUGUGACCUUUAUGUGACACAUGCUGAAGAAGGCAGGUUAACUUAGCCUACAAAUAAUCAGGGAGGCCAUGUCAUUUAUGCUUAUUUUUAUCAAAAUGAUUGUGAAACUUAUGCUAUACAAGAACUGUUCCGUCAGUAGUUUAGAAUAUUUUAUGCCUUAUGGUUGUAAUGAGAUUAAGUAUGUUCGCUGUGUUACAUAGCGGUGGUCGCCGUGUUACUUAGCAUGAUUGAUAAGUCAAUGAGUUGCUCUUCCUUUCUACAUAAGAUGCUAAGAUGAUGUCAGUAAAAAGUUCAAAUUAUUGAGGAAUUUUUUUUUUAAAGCUAUCUCUUAUUAACCGCCAAUUAUUUGGACAAUUAGAAAAAUAAAAUAGUACAUAUUUGAAUAGCACAUUAAGAUAAAGUAGCCAUUAACUUUGUCAAGAGCAACUUAUUGAGGAUUUUUUUUUUAAAGUAAUCUCUUAUUAACUGCUAAAUAUUUGAACAGUUAGAAAAAUAAAGAAAUGCAUAUUUGAAUAACAUAUUAAGAUAAAGUAGCCAUUAACUUUGCCCAGAGCAGCUGACCCAGUCUAUUGUAUCAGGUAUUUACAUGACGCACAAAUGUAGAGAAUGGAAGUAGAAUAAAAAUUAACUGUGUCCCUAAGGACACACAGUAAUAUUCAUUGUAACUCCAGGGCAUCAACAGCAGUUAUGGGUGUCUGUUAUUUCAUCUAUCAAUCAUGACCACUGUCCACAUGAUCAUUCAUUCAUUCCAGGCUCUGAAGUAAUUAUCAAAAUGUACAGUACACCAUUUUAAUACUUCACAGGGCCCCGUUCCACAAAGCGAUCUUAGCGCUUAGACUGUCGUAAGUCUAUGUUAAAGUAUGGGAGUUACGAUCGUCUUACCGCUAUUAUCGCUUUGUGGAACGGGACCCAGGACCCUUACAAUUAGUUAUUGGGGGUCGGGGGACCCCCACUUUUGUAAGUCAAGGUAAAUCCCUGUUGUGUGUAGACUAUGGACAAUGCAUCUUAGUUAUGGCAGAACAAUCCAUCCCAGAUCUAAAUACGUGUCUAUAAUUUGAGCUGAGUAUUGCCUGGUAUCUUACGAUACGAUUUGUAUCACGAUACAGACUGACGAUACUACUGGUGUCAUGAUACACCAGAUGAAAUAAUAAGAAAUGAUGAAAUACUGAAAUACAGCUCUAACUCCUUUCUUCAUUCAUAUAUUAUUGUUAUCUCAGAUACUUUAACAAAGAAAACCACAAGAGCAAAACAGUUAUAAAUGAAGAGAUGAUUAUUAUAUGUGACAGUUAGUCGGCACAUCCAGCUAUCACAUCCUUGUGUUUUACCAUGCUUACAGGUGGCGCUAUGCUGCUUCUGCCAUUAAGGGAGGUAACUCUAUCAGUUCCUGUUCUAUUUAUAACAUAUCAUGAUCUCACAAACUGACGAUUCAAGUAUCAUAUGUACCUAAGUAUCGAUGAUAACGUAGGUAUUGGUGAAUAGUUAUAGCCCUUAAGUUUAAAAAAAUAGAAGCAUUGGUUCUCAGGCAAUGACUUUUGAAAAUAUAUUGCAGGCUGGCGGUGGUUUGGGAUUUUUUGCUUGUAAAAGCUAGUAUGUAACCAAAUAAACAGUUGUGUACCAUCAACCUGGGAAAAGGCCUCCCUACAUAAACAAGCAUACAAACUCCUUUUGCCGCCAUACUACCACGAGAUACACAGUAAAGGAGUGCACAUUUAAAGGGAAGUAACUGUGUGCUACAUUGGAUCUCAUUGUUUUAAAGUAUUAGGAUUUUUUAAUUUGUUUGAAAAUGGAAAUAAAAACGAAACUUGUGGCAGACUGUAUGAUGAUGAGGCCGUGCCUGAGAACCAAGACUUAUUUUUUAGCCUUAUGUAUUACUCUGAAAACACUGAACAGCCAACACAGUGCAGUAUUAGCAUUUUGGGGGGUUUGCCCACUUAACUGACCAACCCAAGGACAUUUGUGACAACGAAAUUAGAAGGUAUUGAGCUACUUAAAUUAAUGUUUAUUUCAAUGGACCCAAGCUAACAUCUUAACAAAUAUUUGUAAACCAUAAAAUUAUUUAACAGUAGACAGAGUGAGAAUAGGUCUUCAGCAACCCAUGCUUGUCGUAAGAGGCUACAAAUGGGAGGGGUUAAUGCCCAAUUUCAGUCAUUGCAAGCUGGAAUAAUUCAUGCUGAUAAUAAUUUUAUUAUGGACUUUCUAGGAUAGGUACCUUUAAAAACUGCUGGAUUUAUUUAUAAAAAAGAAGGGUAUAGUAUGCAUGCCCUUUCUAUAGGUUAAUGUGCAGGUGUUUGAGUAAAUGGAUAAAUACUUUCACGUUUCCUCAAUUUCUAACUUGUAGCGACAUUCCAUUGAUGGCGUCACAAUGCUAUGACGUCACACAACAAUGUGACAAGGCAACGAUGUCAUAGCUGCAGUGUUGAGCCCCACACGAAAUCACUUUUGCCAUUAGCAAUACACUUCCUGCCGCAACAUGGGAAUUAAUUCCCUUUUUGUGUCUUUGACAAUGUGACUCUGAUUCCUGGUUGUUCCGAUUCAUCUUUUGUUUAAUAAGGGUGUCUGCUGGUCUGAACAUCAGACUUUCUGAGAUCUGUAUUUUUAAAAUCUGUUAGAUGUAAUGAUAAGAAACGAAGGGGAAAAGUGUACAUUCUAUUGCUAGACACGCCUGUUACAUACUGUGUCAUAUUUACAAUAUCCUGUAGAGGCAGAUAGUGGGGGGGGGGGGGAGUACGCAGUACAAGGUUCAUGAAGUUGUGCAGGGAACACGAAACAAACUAGGAGGUGUCCUUAAGUUUUGUGUCUGCCUGGAGAGCGGAAGGUCCGGGGUUCGAUCCCCGGCCACGUCUUACCAAAAGACAUUAAAAGAUGGGAGUGUUGUUACCCUGUCUGGCGCUCGGCAUUAAGGGGCUAAAAUAAGGACUGGUUGGCUCAGAGUCAGUAUAAGUUUUGUGAUUAAAUUCAAUCCAGCAAUAACUAUUUUUUUUAUGGUAAGAUGUCAAACUUGGCACUUGUUAGCUCACAUUUUGGGCUUAUGUCACAGGGCUUUGUCUGUCGUGAAAAUUCAUCUCCUUCAAAAUAGUUGUCAGUGUUAAUAUUGUUUUUGUGGAACAUGUUUGGUAAAGUUGGACUUGCAUGAUGCAAACUUCAAGUGUCAUAUUCAACAGGAGGUUCCGAGUUAUAUAGGGGGAUAUUCCUUGUAGAGAGUGACAAUGGCACGGUUAAAGUAGGUUCCUGAAGCCUAAAGGGCACACUUAGAAAUCACAUAUUUUUAACAAAAAUGUUAAUUAUAUUAAGUCAGUGAUAACUGUUUUUUUUUUACAAGUAAGCUUGAUAUCCACAUGGAAAGUGAACAUAUACUAGUCAAAAGAAGACCUGAGGGGUAGUCGGGUAGCCAAGUGAUUAAAGCGUUCUCUCAUUCACGCCGAAGACCCGGGUUCGAUUCCCGACAUUGGUACAAUGUGUGAAGCUCAUUUCUGGUGUCCCUGCCGUGAUAUUGCUGGAUAUUGCAGGGGGCACAACUUGUGAUCUACGCGAAGUGGCGCCAGGGUCGAGCCAAGAAAAGUGGCCUUGAUAUGGCUAGGGUAGAAACUACGCUUUGAUACAGGCUAGUGGACACGUUUGCCUCGGAAAGAUGGUUUAGGACUGCAUCAUCAAAGUUUUGUUGUCUAGUGACGGCAAGCUUCAGUACCUGUGGUAUUCUGGGCACACCAUCUCAAGCUAGACUUGAAAUAGGUACCUGCUUCUCCCUGUGGUAACACGACAUGUGACUAAACAGUUGGAGGGUUCACAAGCACUACGAUACUGUCAUCUCUGCUCUAAUGGGCAUGGCCAUAGAUCAUGUAAUUUAUUUCGCCAUCAUAACAUUGUGUGAGAACUAUUCGUAUGGAAUAUAUCAUUGGUGCAGACGUAAUCUCUGUAUAUAUCUGUAUAUAUCAUUAAAUAUCAUGUCUUUUUUUACGUCCAGAAUAUUAAGUUCGGCAAUGAUUCAUCAUCAAUCAUGUGUUGAGUUUCUGGUGGUGUUCUGACAAGGUGGAUUGAACGAUGAAGGGACAGAGGGUAGCAGGGUGGUUGUGGUGUUUCCUUGUCGAGACAAGCUGGUUUGAUUCCCCUUAGGGGUAGAUACCAUAUGUAGAACCCAUUCCUUCAUUUGAGACGAGCUGUACCGGUACAUGUCAUUACAAAAUGUUCAGUAAAACAUUGAUACCAGAAAUCAGAUUUUGUCCUGCCGAUUUAUUGGUAGACAUACUUUCAUCCCGGUCUUAACUUUGGAAAAUAUUAACUAAGUUGUUUCUACUAUACUACAGGCUCAAAGAUACGUGAAUUUUGUUUGUCAAAACGAAGUAUGAAAUGUUGUUCUUUUCUUGUUUUCAGUAAAACUGUCAUAUUUUGUAAAUUGUCACUGCCAAAGGUAUCUGUACUUUGUUUCCAUAGAACAUUCAGGACAUGCUCAAGCUGUUGUUGUUUUGAACUCUUUCAAGGACUGGUCAUUUAUUAUGGUGGUCUUGGGUGGUAGGGGCCUUGGUCUCAGCACUGUAUCAUAUUUUGCUGAUACAGCCCCCAUUUGAUGUUACAUUUUAUCAUGGACCCCCAAAUGCGUUUUUCCACUACACCCGUCUCAAAACACACUACACAAAUAGAUAAGGAUAAGAUAUAUGGAUGAACAAUUUCAUUACAAUUAGGAACGAUCUUAUCCUUACUUCGAGUUCAAAAUGCCUCAGGGGGCGGAUGGUAGCCUAGUGGUUAAAGCGUUCACUCAUCACGCCAAAGACCUGGGUUCGAUUCCCCUUAUGGGUACAAUGUAUGAAGCCCAUUUCUGGUGUCCCCCGCCGUGAUAUUGCUGGAAUAUUGCUAAAAUUGGCGUAAAACCAUACUCAUUCACUCACUCUAAAUGCCUCUCAAAGAAAUGUUGGAAUAUCUAAAUUUUUAUAUUUGAAACAAUAGAACUGGGUCAUUUUCUUUCAUGCCUCCCAUGCCUCCUCUCAUCUUCCUCCUCCUCACUCUCUCCUCCUCCUCCUCCUCCCCCCCCCCCCCCCCCCCCCCCCAUGUUGUGAUUAAUUUGGCGGGCCCCCUCUUACUGUCAUUUCUUUAUGACCCUGGGGGCACGGGUGGCCCAGUCGUCUAAGGCGCCGCGAUUCGCUGUGCAGAGUUGCAUCCCCUGGGCACGCCAGAAACCUAUGAUUGUGGGUUCGAAUCCUGGUUUGCCCCGAUUAUGUU
This is a messenger RNA of Haliotis rufescens (red abalone), 7436 nucleotides long. RefSeq names its product sentrin-specific protease 1-like. Gene Ontology annotation, biological process: protein desumoylation. The transcript has 18 exons. Gene Ontology annotation, molecular function: deSUMOylase activity. The coding region runs from base 60 to 1997 and encodes 645 amino acids. The record is from RefSeq and is a predicted model, not a curated record. Gene Ontology annotation, cellular component: nucleus. Lineage: Eukaryota; Metazoa; Mollusca; Gastropoda; Lepetellida; Haliotidae.